Messenger RNA from Rhipicephalus sanguineus (brown dog tick), 514 nucleotides. RefSeq names its product keratin-associated protein 19-2-like. Lineage: Eukaryota; Metazoa; Arthropoda; Arachnida; Ixodida; Ixodidae. The record is from RefSeq and is a predicted model, not a curated record. The transcript has 2 exons. The coding region runs from base 111 to 437 and encodes 108 amino acids.
GCAUCAUCCUUCGAAAUGACAGGUGACCGGCGCUGAGAUAUUUUUUGUCUAUAAAGGGCGUACUAGCUUUCAAAGACAGUACAUUCAUUGGACAGUUUGAAGCACCAACCAUGACCCGUCUUCUGCUAGUCUCCGUGCUCGCGAUAUCAGUGGCCUGCGUCGCGUCCUAUCAGCAGAACAUACUGUGGAGAAGUGGCUCCAACAGUUACAGCCCUUAUGACUACGGCAGCGGCGCAUACGGCAGCUACUGGGGAAGUGGUUCAGGCAGUUAUUAUCCCUUCCCUGGUGGCCUUGGAGGACUGAGCGUGUAUGGAAACGGAGGCAGCAGCAAUAGCUUUGGCUACGGCUCCAACUAUCCUUCGAACGUCUACUAUGGCCAAGGCAAUGGAUUCGGUGGUGGCUGGUACGGCCAACAGCAACAGGUGCAGUACUGGUAAUGUUAGUACUGUGAUGGCGUCGAUAAGAAAAGCUCUUGUAUAAUAAAGACAAACGCCAACUUGCUCGCUGAGACGGA